Pipistrellus kuhlii (Kuhl's pipistrelle) is the source of this 3163-nucleotide messenger RNA. RefSeq names its product coiled-coil domain-containing protein 162-like. The transcript is spliced from 21 exons. The record is from RefSeq and is a predicted model, not a curated record. The coding region runs from base 1 to 3099 and encodes 1032 amino acids. NCBI's taxonomy places the organism in Eukaryota, Metazoa, Chordata, Mammalia, Chiroptera, Vespertilionidae.
AUGGGCUUUGUGUUUGUGUCAGUUCCCUUGGCUUCCCAAGUUCCACAGGAGCAACAUGGAGGAGCCCGGAUGCAUGCAGAUGAAAUUGAGAAAAUCAAGAGAGAAGUCAUAGUUGAAUAUUGUCAGAAAUUUAACCAGCACAUGUCUCACUACGCUCUUCGGGGCCAGAUCAUGGCCUACUGCAAUAGCCUGAGGGCCCUGCUGGAAGACUUUCCUACCAUCAGGGACACUUUUUUCAUGGUGGGGCAACCACAGGAAAAGAAGGGGUUGAGGGAUUCCAAGAAGGGCUGCAAGGACGACCUCAGUCUAGUGGAGGAAAGAUCUACAAACAAAAAAAGCGGUUUCAAAGAUUACAAAGAUAACAUGUUGGAGUUAUGUAAAAAGUUCAGUGAUGGCAUCAAAGGAGUGUUUAAGUCCUUCCCAGGGCCUCAGGGAGAAAUUCAAAAGGAGGUUGUGACAGUGUCUGAGCUUCAAGGGCUACAGAAAAUGAUUGACAGCCUCGAGAGACCCCAAGACCCCACCCAGGUGUCCCAGGCGCUCCUCCUCCGGAGGGAGGUCCUGUUUUUGCAAUUCGAUGCUGCAGUGAGGCACCUCAUCCGGACAUUUUUGACAGCUGGGAAUGCUCCUGCCUGCCAGUCUGUCACAGACGGCUUGUGCCAUGGGCUGCCACCGCUGAGCAACUCACUGAUAAAGAGCAUUUUUGCUUCACAGCUCAGCCUGCCCCCGCCACUGGAUCUACAGAGCCUCCAGGCAUCUGUGCUGUUCCCUUGGAGAACGUUUCUAGAAGAUGGAGGACCGUUUCCAGUUAUGAGUAGCAGCCCAGAUACCCUGGAAUAUAAUAUGCAGCUGUGCCUCUGUAGGCUGAGUGACCAUGACCUCAAGGUGGCUCAUGGAGAGCUGGUGGACAUGCAACUGCUAAUGGGAGAUGUACUUCUGAGUAGUUAUCAUAUGAUCGUGGAGGGCCCCCCACGACAGCAGGGCACACUAGACGAAAAUACACAGCCAAAUUACCCCAAAGCAUCUGGAUUCAGAAGUCCGUUGCAGAGCAGCCCAAAGGCCCCCUGGCACCUGGGAGGCCUGUGCGAGGCGGUGGCGUCCCUUGCUUUGCUGAGAUCCUUUCUGGUGCUGUGGAAGCAGCUGGAGGUGCUGAAGGAGCAGUGGGGCUGGCUCAGGCUGCAAGGCCAGGACAUCACUUCUGUCUCUCUGCACGAACAGUUCUCGGAGCUCUAUGAAACUGACAUUCUGUAUCCGAGCAUGAAAGCUAUAGCUAGGAGGAUGGGGCAAGAAGAUGCAUUUGAGGAGCUUAUAAUAAGGAAUCAGUCUAUUCUUCCCCCUGAAGGGGCCUCAGAAAUUGAAAUAAAGACUCAGCAGCUUCAGAAACUGCUGGAAAAUCUUGAAAUUCAUAUGAUCCAGGAGGUAUUAAGACACGUUAACAGAGAGAUCGCACUGGUUGUGUCAGAAAAGUCCAAGGAGCAGCCUACUCUCCCCACAGACCUUUGGAAACAUCAAGUCAUGAAAGAAAACUUUUCAGUUAUCAGACCACAAAUAGUUGAAAAAUUUAUGCAGAGAUUAAUGGAGAAUUACCAGGAAGGUGGACUAGAGAUCACGUUCAGGAAAGACCACCUGGAGGCCUGUCUCCUUGCUCUGGGGUGUGAUGUGAUGGCAAGGGAACGCAGCAACUUCGAGAGCUACCCCAUGUGUUACGAGCAUGUGCUGGAACAUGUGAGGCUGAAGCUCUGUCAGAAGGAGCAGGAAUUGGAUAUUUUAAGAAGAAGUCAGAGUCCACCUGAAGAUAAUGCCGGUCUGGUUGCAGAGCUCAGCCACGACAUGAUCAUGGAAAUCACUGCUCUGAGAGCCCGACUCGCGGACUUGGAAGAGGGGAAUCUGAACCUCGAAAAGCAAAUCAGAAAAGAAGUGCAAGAAGAAUAUGAAGAUUUGGUCAAAACGUUGUUCACGGGUUGUUUACAGAUGAAAGUAAGUGACCUGGGUCGGACACCAGGGCAGCCCUGUGGGGAGCGGGUACAGCUGACCCCACGGGGGCUGCACCCGGAACUAUUGAGACGACAGGAUGGUCAUGAGAAUCCUCCAGCUCAGCUUUCUCUACAGAGAACGAAUCAGCGAUGGGUUGUCGUUAUUUUACCAGAACAGACACUGAGCUUUAGGGUUCACGCUCUCCCAAGAAGAGGGCUGGGGGCCGCCGCCUUUUCUGAAACUCAGCCUUCUUCACAGGAGCAGCUGCGGGACUUGGAGCAGGAGAACUGCAGCCUGGCCGCCCUGGUGUGCAAAGCCAGGCGCCUGGGCCGCUGGAGGCUGGCUGUGCAGCAGGCUCGCUUCCAGGGCCAGCUGAGCAGGGCCCAGAAGGAGGCUGCACAAAGUAAAAAGGAGUGUGUGAGCGCCAAGCUGAUGGCAGAACAAGAAGUGGUUUUAUUUCGCCAACAGCUACUGGCCCUGAGGCAGGCCCUGGCCCGGGCUCAGGCCGGCAACGUGAGGAUGUGCGAGCAGCAGGAGAGCCAGGCUCGGUUGCUGAAAGAGUUGGAACACAAAAUGACCCAGGAAUCUCUCCACCGGCAGCAGCUGGAUUUACUGAAAACCUCCAGCAUGGAGAGGCUCUUGGAAGAUGUGGAGCAAAAGGAACAGCACCUGCAGCUCCUUGCUGAAGAGGCCGAGCGGGCUGCUAGACGGGGCCAGCUCCAGAGGAGGAAAACAGAGCGAGAACUCCAGCAGAUGAGAAGGCAGCUCGCCCAGGAGCGCAGCGUGAAGCUGGCCGCUUUCCAGCGCGUGGAAGAGCUCCGGAGUCAGCUUACUGCCGCUGCGAGGUCCUCGGUCCCGAUGAGCUCACCCGGAGGCCUUCUACCCCGGGCUCCGUACUUCCUCAGUUCUGCUUCUGCAUCAUCCAGAUACUCUCAGCAAGACCUUCUAAAGACUAGUCUUAUGGGCAAUAAAAUAACAAGAAGGAUUCAGAGGCCAAAGACUGUACCUACUAAAUACAAAAAAAGGACUGACGAUGUCUUCCUACCCAAUGUGUCAGAAAAUGUUCAAUUUUCAGCUUUUCAAGUUCAAACAGCUCCAUCCAGAAUCCCCUUUAGACCUGACUGGUAAUCAUAAAUCCUUUUCCAACUUCUAUUUCUAUAAGCACUUAAAUAAAUAAAAAUGAUUCUAAACU